Messenger RNA from Acanthamoeba castellanii str. Neff, 1068 nucleotides. RefSeq lists its product as uncharacterized. Bases 1 to 1068 code for a protein of 355 amino acids. The transcript is spliced from 4 exons. The record is from RefSeq and is a predicted model, not a curated record. NCBI's taxonomy places the organism in Eukaryota, Discosea, Longamoebia, Acanthamoebidae.
AUGAACUCCCCUUUGGGCACCCCAAGUCCAACGAGCGGGCAGACUGCCUCGGGUGGCCCCGGCACCCGGUCGAAGAGCCGGUCGCUGCAGCGGGACAUAACCCCCGAGGCGGUGCUGGGCAUGCGGCAGAAGGCCCGUGGAGGGCGCGAGUUCCGGGUCAAGCUGGUGGGCCGCGACAACCGGUCCAACCGCUGGAUGGCCGAGCGGCUGGUGCCCAAGGAGCUGAUCCAGGCCUACCUCGACUCCCAGCCGGCCGCCAAGGCCGUGGCCAUGUCAUCGUCAACAUCGUCAUCACCGGCCACCACUACGCCGUCGCCCACCACCUCAACCAAGGCCGCAAACAAGGCAGCUAACAAGGCGAGCGUGCAGAGCCCGAGAGUGACGUCAACACCGCUCAGCAGUCCCGCCAUGAUUGAGACAACGACGACGACGACAGCGACUGUUGCAUCAUCGGCAUCAACGCUGGCCUCCGGCAGCGGUGGCUUGGGGCGAAAGUCGCUGAAGCGGAAGAAGGUGGUGGCGGAAGCGGGCCACGGCCACCAUCGAGGUGAAGACAGCGGCAGCAGGCAGCCGUACCCGCGCAAGCUGGCGGUGCACCAAUACCGUGUAUUGGAGGAGGUCUUCGAGACAGAGGCGGGCGACACGGAACCCCAACUACUCCCCGGCGUGCCCCUCGUCGCACCUCCGCCCUCUACGCUGGCCCGUUCCGGGCUCGACGUCGUCGCCGUCCGGCGCCGGCUGGGUCCCGGUACCCUGCUUUGGCGCCUGCCGGUCGGGGCCGUCUACGACUACCACGAACCGCUACGGCUGCGGCGGCGCUGGGUGGUGGUGCGGUACGGGGAGCGCGCCGCCCUGGUGCGGGUCACCACCUCGGUCACCUUCGACGAUGCCAAGAAGGUGGCGCUACGCGAAUGGAACAUUCGAUCCCGGAAAGAAGAGUUUUCGGUGUAUGACGCCAUUGGAGCCAUCCUCGACUCCAGCGCGAGGAUCAAGGAGGAGAUAGGCGAGUGCGAGGUGUUCUACCUCAAACUCAGGAAUCCCGCUGAACCUUUGCCCGCCUCUUCUUGA